Clarias gariepinus (North African catfish) is the source of this 2338-nucleotide messenger RNA. RefSeq names its product SH2 domain containing 1A duplicate a (gene sh2d1aa). The coding region runs from base 226 to 594 and encodes 122 amino acids. The record is from RefSeq and is a predicted model, not a curated record. Lineage: Eukaryota; Metazoa; Chordata; Actinopteri; Siluriformes; Clariidae. The transcript has 3 exons.
UUCCUGUAAGAGCGUAUGUGUGAACAUGAGUCUUCCUGAUUUCUGUAUCACUUCUAUGAUGAGCACUCAUGUCCUUACCUAUGUCAACAUCUACUGCGGGGAGUCACAGAGAGUUUACCAAAACGAACUUACACUACGUCGUUUCUUUUAGCAGGAUUAGCUAAGUGUUUCCAAGCGUGCGGGUGUGUAUGAGUGAGAUACAUUGAUGCUAUAAUUUGUGUGAGAAUGGAAGAGCUAUCGAUGUAUCACGGGGCGAUCAGUAAAGAACGAGCUGAGAGGAUCCUGGGAGCCACCAGGCGAGAUGGAAGCUUCCUGAUCAGAGACAGCGAGAGCGUCCAGGGGUCCUACUGCAUCUGCGUGCUGUGUGAGAAACACGUGUUCACCUACAGGCUCUUUCAGGUUGAAGGCAACGUCUGGAAAACAGAGACAUCGCCUGGUGUGAAAGUGAGACUCUUCCGAAGUGUCCAAAACCUCCUGGCUGCAUUCCAGGAGCCCGACCAGGGCAUCGCCACGCCCCUGCGGUUUCCUGUAAAUAAAGAUCAAGCACAGAACCGCAAACCUCUCCCAACUCCCCGGAAACACAUCCCCUGUUAAUAUGUACAACAAAUUGUGACUGUAGACAUAACUGUGGCUUUUGUUUGUUUCCUUUUUAUCUUUUUUUCAUCAAAAUGUUUUUAGGAGGAAAAUUUGCUUUAUGAAUUUAUGUAAACGGGUCCUCAGUGAUUUACAUGGGAUUAUCAAUGAACCGCUAUUUAGUGACAGAAAAAGUUACAUUUAAAAGACUUUUUUUUAGGCAGAGAUUCAGCGGAAUCUCUCUCUCUCACUCUCUCUCUCUCUCUCUCUCUAUAUAUAUAUAUAUAUAUAUAUAUAUAGAGAGAGAGAGAGAUACACCACCAUUCAAAAGUUUGGGGUCACUUGCAAAUUCUUAGUUUUUGUAUACUGAUUUCUUUUCUACAUUCUACAACAAUACUGGGGAUUUCAAAGCUAUAAAAUAACACAUAUGAAAUUAGGUAAUUAUGUAACAACAACAAACACAACAGUUAAUUGUUAUUUUAAGACACAGAGGUCGGCCUUUCUGUAAUAGUUCUUGCAAGAACAGUAUUGUCAAGUGCAUUUGCAAAAUCCGUCCAGCACCAUAAUGAAACUGGCUCUCAUGAAGGCCGUCCCAGGAGGGCGAGACCAAAACCUACCUCUGCCUCAGAGGAGAAGUUCAUUUAGAGUUAUCAGCCUGAAAAAUGACCAAUUAACAGCACCUCAGAUUAGAGGCGUUAUGAAGUCUUUACAGAGCAGAAGUAGCAAAAACAUCUCACCAUUAACUGUUCAAAGGAGAUGCAUUUUUUGGACGCCUUCAGCAUUCCUUUACAAUGUAGAAAGAAAUAAAAAUCAGGAACCAUCAUGGAGUUAGAAAGUGUUCUAAAACUUUUGAACGGUAGUGUAUUGUAUUAUUAUAAAUUCCUCUAUAAUCAAUAAAUUAAUAAAACACAUUGAUGGAAAAAUUUCCCAUUUUUGGGAAAAAAAUAAAGAAUGCCUUAUUACUGUAUUUUUAAUGAUUUUCUAAAGCCUUUAUUUACAUAGUUUCAGUUUUUUAAAUUAAGUAUUUUUUCUUUCAUUUGUACCCCAACUUACUGUACAACCUAAAUAACACAGGUUAAAGGUCGAAUUUGAGGAAUUUAUUUCUAGCAUUGCUAGUUUUUAUGUUUAAAUACACUGCAAAAAGCGGUAGCAAGUGAGAAUAUCUUGAAUCUAGUCAUUUUUAUCUAAAAAUCCACUUAUUAUGAUUUAAAAAAUAUUAAUUAAGCUUAUUUCUAUCCAAAUCUUAUAAAAUGUAAGCAAAUUUAAUUUAAGCACAAAUUUCUCAUUUUAUUGGCAGAUACAGUAAGUGUUGCUUCCUUCAACACUAAAAAAAAAGCUUAAAAUCAUCUUCCAAAAACAAGAAAUUUUCAAUUAAACUUUUUGUAAAAUUUAUCUAGAAAAUAAGCUACAUAAGCUUAUAUUUGGUUUCUUAUAUUAAGAAAUUUUACAUAAAUUUGAAUAGGUUUAAAAAGUGAUCACUUGCUAAGAUACCACUUUUUGCAGUGUAACACUUUAUUUAUUGUUAAACUUCAUGUAAAAGUUAUUGGACGUGCUAUCAUAAUAAAUAUUGUUAAAAAAAAAUUAGAAACCCAUCUCUUUAAAAGCGGAUUUUUUCUUAUGCAAAUUAGUUGUUCGAAAUAGUUGUUCACAGUGCAUAUUUAACAUCAAUGCACAUAGUAUGUAAUAUGAGUCAUGACAAAAAUAAGCCUUUAAUAGUGCAACUAAUUUUAUUCUUCAGAGCAAUACAACUAUAAUAAUUGUUUUU